Paramacrobiotus metropolitanus is the source of this 1156-nucleotide messenger RNA. RefSeq lists its product as uncharacterized. NCBI's taxonomy places the organism in Eukaryota, Metazoa, Tardigrada, Eutardigrada, Parachela, Macrobiotidae. The transcript has 4 exons. The record is from RefSeq and is a predicted model, not a curated record. The coding region runs from base 56 to 649 and encodes 197 amino acids.
AAUAUACGGCAACCAGCCUAGUUCGAUUUACGACUUAACUAACAGUAUCAACACUAUGCAAUCGCAGCAUCCGCCUGUUGUUCCCCUGGGUUGCCGGUCGGGCAGACUGAAUUCGAAUCGCACUGAACGUGAAACAGCGCAAAAUCGAAUCCUAACUUCGCUGUCAGACGAUCGAGACGUUGCUGAACGCGAUUUGGCUAUGAAAGUGAAGAAGUUAGAGGAGCUCAAGGAAUUCAAAAGUCCUUUAAAGCGGAUUAUUGACGCACAUACCCACUGGAAAAGCGAUCCCAAUCCAGAACUUCGUCGACGGCUCGUUAAUUUAAAACGGCUCUAUGUGUUCCUAUACAUCUCCGGACGAUUGAACAUUGACCUACCGUACGGUACUUGUGUCCAAAUCCACGAAAGCGUCAAAAAUAUUUGUCAGGUUAUGCGCCAGGAAUCGUCCAAUUUCGCUGGGAGAUUUCCUUGGGUUAGCGAAAGACUUUUCUUCGAGGUCGAAAAAGAAAACGUAAGUGAUUUACAAUCUAGGAAUGAUUUCCGGGUGGUUAAUUUUCACCAGUUGUUUGUUUAUUUUUUAUGUCUGGAAUUCGUACUUCAGGUUUUUGUGUUUGGCAUUGACAAUACGCUGUCACUAGUUUUCUGUAAAUAAUAACAAGAAUAAUAUAAUUAUAAGUACCUAAAUUAUAAUCAACACUUUUAAGCUUACGAGCGCAAGAAAAUUAGACCUCUCUCUCUCGCAGAUCCCGCCACCGUGAUGCUAAAGUACUUACUCCAACAAGUGUUUGUGUACGUACGAUGAAUAUCAGUUGCCACUUGCCACACUCCGCUUUGAACGGUUCCAGCCGAACUGACUGCUGUUUCGCAAAGAGCGGCAGGGUUUCCAUGUGUAAAAUAUAGGAAAAGCCUUGAAUGUAAUUAUUACUUUGUAUUUUCCAUUUACUGCUUACGCUUCAUGUUGUACUUGUAUAAAUAAUUAUUUUUGUGUGGACACUAAGAAAUCACCGCAGACAAUGCGGCAAUAAUGAAAGGCUUUUCUUUUCGAUCAAUUUAGAUAAAUGUUGCGUUUUCUUCUAAAUGACAAAUUAUAUUUAUAUGGUUUGGUUUGCCAGCCGUUAAUUAUUUCAGUACAGUAAGAGUUAAAACUUGCCUGCAGGGU